UGUGUCUCGGCGUCUCGCAUUCAACUCUGCAUCCUCCACAAACAUCUCCAUCUCCCUCCGCUUUUGUUGGCGUUGGUCCUUUUACUUCUUCUAAUACGUGGACGCAGUUCUUCUUCAACCUCUAAUACCUUGAAUUCUGUCCUCUGAUUGAUGCCGACCCGGCCGCAGCUGCGCAACCAUGGCUCAACGGCUACCCAUAAAGUUUACUGAGCUCCUGUCGCUACCUAGUCUUGAUGUCCCUCAAAGUGCCAUAGGUUUCAAUUCUUGCACAUUAGAAUCGGAUCACUUCAUUUGUGUGCGACAACAGGCCGAUGCGAGUGCCUCUCCCGAAGUCGUCAUUAUCGAACUGAAAAAUGGCAACAAUAUCGUCCGAAGGCCCAUCAAGGCUGACAGUGCCAUCAUGCACUGGAAUCGCAAGAUCAUCGCCCUGAAAGCCCAGCAGCGGACGCUUCAAAUAUUCGAUCUGGACGCGAAGCAAAAGCUGAAAUCUGCUACCAUGACUGAAGACGUGGUCUUUUGGAAAUGGUUCAGCCCCAGUAGCUUAGGCUUGGUUACGGAUACUAGUGUAUACCAUUGGGAUAUUUUUGAUGCCAACCAAGCUGCGCCACAGAAAGUCUUCGAGCGCAAUCAAAACCUCAGCGGUUGUCAAAUUAUCAACUACCGUGUCAGCGAUGACGGCGAAUGGAUGGUGGUCGUUGGUAUUUCGCAACAGCAGGGACGAGUGGUGGGUGCUAUGCAGCUAUACUCAAGAGCGCGAGGAAUCAGCCAGGCUAUCGAGGGUCACGCUGCGGCAUUCGGUACUCUCCGUCUGGAGGGCGCUCCCGCAGACACAAAACUUUUCACCUUCGGCGUGCGAACGGCCACCGGCGCCAAGUUACACAUUGUUGAGGUCGACCACAAUGCCUCAAACCCCCAAUUCACCAAACGCAAUGUGGAUGUCUAUUUCCCUCCUGAGGCUACAAAUGACUUCCCAGUCGCAAUGCAGGUUUCGCAAAAAUACAGCAUCAUCUACUUAGUGACAAAGUAUGGAUUUAUCCACCUGUACGACCUGGAGACCGGUACAUGCAUCUUCAUGAACCGCAUUUCGAGCGACACGAUCUUCGUCACAUCUCCCGACGAGGAGUCAACAGGAAUUGUGGGUGUGAACCGCAAGGGUCAAGUCCUCCAGGUUAGCGUGGACGAGGCCAAUAUAAUCCCAUACCUGCGACAGAACCCUGCGAAUUCCGAAUUAGCGUACAAACUUGCUUCAAGAGGAGGACUUCCAGGCGCAGACAACCUAUAUGAAGAGCGUUUCCAAAACCUGUUGAACCAGCAACAGUUCGGCGAGGCAGCGAAGGUAGCCGCCAAUUCCCCGAGGGGAUUUCUUCGCACUGCUCAGACUAUCGAACGGUUCAAGUCUAUUCCUGCGCAAGGCGGCCAGCUCUCUGUCAUCCUGCAAUACUUUGGUAUGCUAUUAGACAAAGGUUCUUUGAAUAAAUAUGAGACACUGGAAUUGGCAAAGCCUGUCCUUGCACAAAAUCGUAAGCAUUUGAUCGAGAAAUGGCUCAAAGAAAACAAGCUGGACUGCUCAGAGGAGCUGGGUGAUAUUGUGCGACUUCACGACCUCAGUAUUGCUCUGCAAAUCUAUCAGAAGGCUGGUGUACAAAACAAGGUUGUGGCUGCUAUGACGGAACUUGGACAAUUCGAUCAAAUUCUGGCGUAUUGUGGCGAAACAGGAUAUCAAGCCGAUUUCACAGUCCUGCUGCAAAAUAUCGUCCGCCUCAACCCUGACAAGGCUGUGGAGUUUGCGACUGGCCUAGCAAAGAACCCCAAUGGCCCACUAGUCGAUCUCGACCGUGUGGUAGACAUUUUCCAAUCCCAGGGCAUGAUUCAGGGCGCUACAGGUUUCUUGCUCGAUGUCCUCUCGAACAAUCAGCCUGAGCAAGCAAAUCUCCAGACUAAAUUGCUGGAGAUGAAUCUGUUGAACGCACCGCAAGUCGCCGAUGCCAUCUUGGGCAAUGAGAUGUUUAGCUACUAUGAUAAGCCAAGAAUCGCACAAUUGUGUGAGAAUGCGGGACUACUCACUCGUGCUUUGGAGCAUACUGAGGACCCGGCCGUCAUUAAGCGCAUCAUCGUUCGAACCGAUCAGAUUCCCGAGGAGUGGCUUAUCAACUACUUCAGCAAACUUACUCCAGAGCUUUCUUUGGAGUGUAUGGAUGAGAUGUUGAAAGUCAACAUCCGCCAAACCUUGCAGGCUGUAGUUCGAAUCGCCCAAAAGUAUUCCGAUAUUCUGGGACCCCAGAACAUCAUCAACAUGCUCGAGAAGUAUAAGACUGCCGAGGGCUUGUACUUCUACCUUGGUGCCAUUGUGAAUCUUAGCGAGGACGAAGAUGUGACGUUCAAGUACAUUGAGGCUGCUACGAGGAUUGGUCAGCUCAACGAAGUGGAGCGCAUCUGUCGCGAGAGUCAAUACAUCAAUGGUGAAAAAGUGAAGAACUUCCUCAAAGAAGCCGAGCUCACCGAGCAGUUGCCACUGAUCAUCGUUUGCGACCGAUUCAACUUCAUCCACGAUCUCGUUUUGCACUUGUACAAGAAGCAACAAUUCAAGUCGAUCGAGGUAUACGUUCAACGUGUCAAUCCCUCUAGGACACCAGCUGUUAUCGGUGGUCUCUUGGAUGUGGAUUGUGAUGAGAGCAUCAUUAAAAAUCUGCUGACCUCGGUGAACGCUGCGUCUGUUCCCAUAGACGAGCUUGUUGCAGAAGUAGAGUCGCGCAAUCGGUUGAAGCUCCUUCUACCGUUCCUAGAAGCAACUUUGGCUAGUGGCAACACUCAACAGGCUGUGUACAAUGCGUUGGCUAAGAUCUACAUUGACUCGAACAACAACCCCGAAGCUUUCUUGAAGUCUAACGAUCUAUAUGAUACCCUUGUUGUCGGUAAAUAUUGUGAGAAACGCGAUCCCAAUCUUGCCUUCAUUGCGUACCAAAAGGGACAGAAUGACUUGGAGCUCAUCAAUGUCACGAACGAAAACGGCAUGUUCAGGGCACAAGCACGUUAUCUUCUCGAGCGAUCUGACAUUGAUAUCUGGAAUUUUGUUCUCAGUGGCAACAAUAUGCACCGGAGAUCUUUGGUCGACCAGGUCAUCUCAACAGCUGUCCCAGAAAGCCAGGAUCCUGACCGUGUGAGCUUAGCCGUCAAGGCUUUCAUCCAGGGAGACAUGCCCACGGAGCUCAUUGAGCUACUUGAAAAGAUUAUUCUCGAGCCAUCAACGUUCAGCGACAACACCAACCUUCAGAAUCUUCUCAUGCUCACCGCAGCCAAAUCAGACCGUGGUCGUCUCAUGGGCUACAUUCAUCAGCUCGAAAAUUAUACCCCUGAGGACAUCGCCAACACCUGUAUCGACCUUGGCAUGUAUGAGGAAGCCUUUGAAAUCCACAAGAAGGACAACAACCAUGCCGAGGCCGCCAACGUUCUAGUUGACCACGUCGUUAGCAUUGAUCGAGCACAAGAAUAUGCUGACAAAGUGGACCUACCGGAGGUAUGGAGCAAGGUUGGCAAAGCCCAGCUCGAUGGUCUGCGCAUACCAGAUUCGAUUGAGUCGUACAUCCGGGCCAAGGACCCUUCCAACUACAGCGAAGUCAUUGAAAUUGCAACACAUGCUGGCAAGGAUGAAGACCUGAUAAAAUACCUGAAGAUGGCUCGUAAGACUCUUCGCGAACCUCCUGUCGAUACUGCGCUUGCUUUUUGUUUCGCACGAACGAAUCAAUUGCCCGAGCUUGAAGAUUUCUUGCGAGGAGCCAACGUUGCGAACAUUGAAGAGUCUGGUGAUAAGGCAUACGAAGAAGGCUUCCACGAGGCUGCGAAGAUUUUCUUUACCAGUAUUUCGAACUGGGCUAAGCUUGCUACUACGUUGGUUCAUCUCGAGGAUUACCAAUCUGCUGUUGAAUGUGCACGCAAAGCCAAUAGCACUAAGGUGUGGAGACAAGUCAACGAAGCUUGUGUGGACAAAAAGGAGUUCCGUCUUGCACAGAUCUGUGGUCUGAACCUCAUCGUCCACGCUGAAGAACUGUCAGACUUGGAGCGCCAAUACGAGCGUAACGGAUACUUUGAUGAGCUCAUUUCACUUCUCGAGGCGGGCCUUGGGCUCGAAAGAGCACAUAUGGGAAUGUUCACGAGUUUAGGUGUUGCGUUAUCCAAGUACCACCCGGAACGUGUCAUGGAGCACCUUCGCCUGUUUUGGUCCCGCAUAAAUAUCCCUAAGAUGAUUCGGGCUGUGGAAGAGGCUCAUCUCUGGCCAGAACUUGUCUUUCUGUACGCUCAUUAUGAUGAGUGGGACAAUGCUUCGCUUGCCAUGAUGGAGCGUGCCUCUGAUGCAUGGGAACACCACUCAUUCAAGGACACGAUUGUCAAGGUUACUAACCUUGAAAUUUACUACCGCGCACUCGCACACUACCUUGAGCAGCAACCAGAUCUUCUCACCGAUCUCCUCCAAGCCCUCACACCCCGUAUCGAUGUCAACCGUGUUGUGAAGAUGUUCCAAAAGUCAGACAACAUUCCUCUCAUCAAGCCAUUUCUGCUCAACGUUCAAUCGCAAAACAAGAGGACAGUCAACGAUGCCAUUAAUGACCUCUUGAUCGAGGAGGAAGAUUACAAGACGUUGCGUGACUCGACGGAAAACUACGAUAACUACGAUCCCGUGGAUCUUGCCCAGCGACUAGAAAAGCAUGAACUUGUUUUCUUCCGCCAGAUUGCCGCCAACAUAUAUCGCAAGAACAAGAGAUGGGACAAGUCGAUCGCGCUAUCGAAGCAAGACAAGCUCUUCAAGGAUGCGAUCGAGACAGCGGCCAUCUCUGGGAAAGGAGAGGUUGUCGAGGAUCUUCUUCGCUACUUUGUCGACAUUGGCAGUCGUGAGUGUUAUGUGGGUAUGCUUUACGCGUGUUAUGACCUCAUCCGCCCAGAUCUCGUACUCGAGAUCUCAUGGCGUCAUGGCCUUCAUGAUUUCACCAUGCCAUUCAUGAUCAACAUGCUCGCACAGCAACAUGCUGCCAUUGAGACACUCAAGAAGGACAACGAGGAGCGCAAGGCUCGCGAGGCAUCGCAGCAAAAGACCGAAGAGGAGAAGCCCAUCUUGGGCUCGAGGCUCAUGCUUACUGCUGGACCUGGAUCAAUGUCGAGCGCACCAAGCCCAGGCCCAUAUGGACAAGCGAACGGCAUUGCGCCGCAACCCACAGGCUACAGGGCUUUCUAAACCGCGUGACGUAGUGGCUAUGAUGGGGCUAAUCAGAUGAUAUGAGUAGACAGAGGUCCGGCAUCACAUUGCUGUCAUCUCUUGACAUGAGAUCUGCACGAAGAGACAAGAUGAAUGAGCGCGGAGAAACAUGAAAUGGAUAAGGUAUUAGCGGGGGGUAAUUGCCGUUAGGAGAACUUUAUUGAAGACAAGGCUUUUUUUAACUUGUCUUCUUGAGGUUUCUUUUUUAACACACAUUCACCGAUAUACCGUGUAACUUUAGUUCUACCCUUUUUUUGUAGUUUCUUAAAGAAAAAUGAAUGGUGGGGGCUUGAUUUUUUGGGGUUUAAUUCUAUAUGGGUUGUAC
This is a messenger RNA of Pseudovirgaria hyperparasitica, 5570 nucleotides long. RefSeq names its product clathrin heavy chain. The coding region runs from base 179 to 5224 and encodes 1681 amino acids. Lineage: Eukaryota; Fungi; Ascomycota; Dothideomycetes; Acrospermales; Acrospermaceae. Gene Ontology annotation, cellular component: clathrin complex; actin cortical patch; clathrin coat of coated pit. Gene Ontology annotation, molecular function: clathrin light chain binding; structural molecule activity. The record is from RefSeq and is a predicted model, not a curated record. Gene Ontology annotation, biological process: receptor-mediated endocytosis; Golgi to endosome transport; intracellular protein transport. The transcript is spliced from 7 exons.